AUGGAAAAUAUGAAANUAUUAAUUAAAUUUCAUGUUUAAAAUUGUUAAAGUGUUUAUUGUUAUUGUAAAGGAUUUAGAGGAGAAAAAAGAUAAGUAAUUGACAACAGAUAAAAUAAAGUUGAAAUGAAAAUUUAUAAUUCCAUUAAAGUCAAUAAUAUCUAUAUUUAAAUAGAAUUAAUUGAAAGAUAUAUUAGAUAAUUUACAAAAUAUGUUUUUGAGAUAGAAAAUAAUGAAAAAAGCCCAAAUAUAUUUCGAUUAUCAUAAUUAUUAUUAUAUAUUUGUGAAUCUGAAGAAUGCUACUAAGUAAUGACAUUUAUAAUGGAUUAUAAAUAGAAAAAUAUAAAAAAUACUUCAAUGUUAAAUGAAGUUACUCUUACAUUAAUUAUUUGUUUAGUUAAACAUAAAGUAUUAUAAAAAAUGAAACAUAAUUUAACUUAAGAUGAAGUUGAAAUAGGAAUUAGAUAUAAAAAUUAUAGAAUUACUGAAAUUAGAAGAGAUUAGAUUUUAAAUCAUAUUUUCUUAAAUAUUGAUUAAAAAAUAACAUUUAUAAAGAAUCUUUUAGAACUAAAAAUGAAUUUUCAAUAAUUAUUUUAAUCUCUAAGUUAUCAUGUAUCAAAUAUGACCAAAAUAAAAAGAGAAAUAGAAAUCUUCUAGAAAUAUUCAAAUUGUAGAACUUCUAUUUUAUUAAAUAUGUUUUAUGUUUUAGAAGUAUCAUGUGAUUUUGAUAAAUUUGUUAGAUUAAGAAAUUCAUUAAAAACAAAGAAUUUUAAAUUUUUUGAAUAUCCAUCAAGAAGUUCGAAUGCAUAAUAAUUGUAAGGAUAUAAAGUAUUAUAUUUGAAAACUAAUUUGGCAAGACAUUCAAUUAAUGGAAAGUUUUAUAGAGGUUAGAUAAUGGAUUUUUCAAAUAAUGCACCUAAUUUAUUGGGAUAUGAUCCAAAAGAAUUUAAAUAAACUAUUUAAACAGUUCAUUAAAUAGUUACUUCAAAUUUGGCUUAAUAUCAUGAUUAAUUAUUAGAAAUCUUCUUUUUAACUAAUAAACCUCCAAUUAUUCGUAAAAGAAGACCGUUACUAAUGCAAAAGAAACUUAAAGAAUUGAUAUUUUGUGAAAUGUAUCUUGAUCUUUCAUUUAAUAUAAGUGAUGAUGCAUUUCCUAUUUAUUGUUUUCUAAAAUAGAUUGUUCCAUAUGGAAAAUAUGAAAAUAUUAAAGGACAUAUUGUAAUAUCUGAUACAUUUAAAAUUUAAGGAAUAUCUAAUUUAGCAUUAGAAUAAUUCAAAAUUAAAAUUAAUGAUUAUUAUAAUAAAGGUAUAGAAGAGAUUAUUCCUAACUUUUAAUAUUAUGUUGAUUAAUUGUAACAUUAAUAUUCAGUAUAUUAAGAAGAAGAAAUAAUCAGAGAAGAGAAUGGUUCAAUCAGUCAUAAAUUUGAUUAUUAAUAAUAAGAAAGAUUACUAAUACAUUUUACAAUUGAAGUUGAAUAAUUAACAUUUAAUAUUCCUAAACUUGAAUCUUAAUAAGAUAUUUAUUAUUCAAAUUGUUCAAUAACUAUGUCAAUAGGAUUUAUUCACACUAAAAUAUAUUAGGCCUAUUUAAUUUCUUUGAAAAAAAUUGCUUUGGCAGAAAAUUAAUCAAAUUCCUUAUUGUUAGAUGCUUUUAAAAAAGGAACAUCUUAAGCAUCUUUAAAUCCAAUACAUUUUGAUUCCAUUUAAGGUUUAAUUGAUAUUAAAAGUGAAAGUGGAGAUAUUUCUGAAGUAUAAUAACUCGAAUAUAAAUAAAAUGAUUUAAAUAAUGUAAUAGAUUAUUAAAUGCCUUAAAUUUAUUCAAAUUUUCAAACUCCUUUAGAUUCCAGUAGAUUAAUACUUACUUCUUAGAGAGGACAGAAUGAAUAAUAAUAAAUUGAUGUUAUUGAAUCUAACAAUAGUUAAAUAAAUGAUAAUGAAAUAAAAAAUUUAAAUAAAGUUUGGAAUAGUUAAAGAACUAAUACAAAUAUUAAAUAACCAAAAUAAUUGAAAGUUCAAAAUUAACAAGAGUUUUUUGAAAUUAAUGCAAAGCAUCAAAAACUAUCUGAAAUGGAAUUAUUAGAUGAAGCAUCUUUUAAUUAAAUUGGAAUUAACAAGAUACCUUAAACAGAUUCACAAUAUUAAUAAAAUGGUAAUAAAGAUAUUUCAUCAUUAAUGUAAAAAUCUUAAUUAUAUAAUAAAUUUUCAAGUAAAAGUAACAUUCCAAAACUAAUCAAAUUAAUUUUAGCUGUAGAUGUUUUUAAUUUAAUAAUUAUUUUACUUCUAUCUCAUAUCUUUCAUUUUUUGUAUAUACAAAAUAUGAAUAAUAAUAAAGAAAUUUUAGAAGUUUUCGGCCCUUUUACAACUGCAGAUUUAAUUAGAAAUAGUUUAUUAGGUCUUGGACACUUAUAUAAUUCUUAAAAUAUUACUUUAUAGAAUGAAACUACACAAUUGAUUACAGAAAAUAUAAAUCAUAGAUUUGUUAUAUUUUAAGAAGUUUCACAAAAAAUUAUUGUUACUUCUACAUUAUCAGAAGUUAAAAUAAAUUUAUAUGACUAUUUUUAAAAGGAAUCAUAAGAAGUUAGUGCAUGGACUCAAAUAUUUUAAAUAUGGUAUUAGAUGAAUAUUUUUAAAGAUUUUGAUCCUUAAAAUUAAAAAUACAUGGAAGAAUUCCAUAAAACUAUACAUAUAAUACUUAAUUCAUUUUUUGAUUACAUAGAAUAAUAUGAAUCAAUAACUGAAGAAUUUAGUUUUAAAAUUAGGAGAAAUUUAAAUGAUAUUGUUUCAUUUUAUUAGAGUGUAAUUUCUUUUAUUGCUUUAACUAUAGAAGUUUUGGUAAUAUUAUGUUAUUCUUUUGCUUAUAUGCAUUUUUUUCGUCUUAAAAGAAGGAUUCUUAGAAGUUCUGAAUAAAUAUAAAUUUAAUCAUUAGAAGCUGAAAAAAUAAGGUUAUCAAAUUUAUUAUACUUUUAUAAAAAUGCUAGUGAAUUAAAUUUAUAUAAAUUUUAAUUUAAUUUCAAAAAUAAAUUAAGGUAAGAAAAAUUAAAUUAAUCAUCUUAUCAAAAUUUGAAAUUUACCAAUUAUACAAAAACUGAUUCUAAAAAAUAGUUUAAAAUAUAGGAAUAAUAAUAUUCUUGUCUACAACAUCCUUUUGUAUUAUAUCCUUUGAUUGGAAUAUUCCUAUUUUGUUUUUAUUUAAAUUAUUCUCUUAUAACAAAUUAAUAAUAAAUUGAAAUAUAUACAAAAAAAUUAAAUUAAUUCUCUGUUUAUAUAAAUUAUUGUUAAGAAGUAACUGAAAUAUUUUAUUGUGAUUAUAUAGUUUAAAUUUAAGAUAAAUUAAAAGAAAUUGAAAUUACUGAUAAAUUAUUGGAUCUUUAUAAAGAUAAAGUUCAAGAAUCCUAUGAAGAAUUCUUGUAAUAUGAUGAAUAGUUUAAAUAUGGUUAUUCUGAUUAGUCUUUAAAUGUUUUAGCUGAACUGUUACAAAAUACUUGUUCAGUUAUAGAAAAUUAAUUAUGUAAUACUAUUUUAAAUGGAAAAUUGACAGAAGGACCAAUGUAUUCUAUUUAAUAUUAUUCUAAUAUGGUAAGAGAUGAUAUAAAUUCAAAAUUUAAUACAACAAAAAAAUUCACAAGAGAUGAUUUGAUAGGAAUAAACUUUAUAUCCUAAAGUUUGGAGAAUUUAUUUAUACAAAUGAAAAAUUAAUUAUAAGAUGAGAUUCAAAUAUAAUUAGAUAAGAAAUUCAGUUAUUUUUUACUUUUUGAGAUGGUAACAUUUUUUAUCUACUUUUUUUAAUUAAUUUUUAUAUUUAGAUUAUUGAAUUCAAAGUUUUUUGUGUGUAGAUAACUUCCAUAUAUAUUGCCACCAUAAUCAAUUUAUGGAGAAGACAGCUUUCUAAAAUCUUUAUAAUAUAUUGAAAAAAUAUAUAAUAAUAUUUUGUAAUGA
Molecule: messenger RNA, 3933 nt
Organism: Paramecium sonneborni
Lineage: Eukaryota; Ciliophora; Oligohymenophorea; Peniculida; Parameciidae
Source: the annotation of a GenBank genome assembly